CAUUGUCACCAUAGCUCCCUUCACAUCCAGGGGUAUUAGUGCCGCCCAGCAGCCUAAACCUGCAGAAGCCGCUGCCUCGCCCCCUCCCCCCUUGUGUCCUCUUUGCAGACAAAAAGCUGGAAUAACUGCCCCACCAGUUUUGAGCAGACACUUUAACUCAUCGGCUUUCACUGAUCACUGACGGCAGCAUUUCAACUUAGAUACAACAGGUGACACAUCCCCUCCCCGGUUUCCCAGCAGGCAGGCAUGGCAGACGGUCAGCAGCCAGAGGAGCACUGGGCCUCCAACGGCCAGGAGAACGGCGAGAACGGCUACUCCGCCUACAGCUCGGCCUACAGGGAGAAUGGAUACCACGGUGGGGCAGCUGCACAUCCUGGAACGACAGUGGAUGACUCAGCCAAUUUGCCUCCCUCCCCUCCCCCCUCUCCAUCCGCUGAGCAGAUUGGGCCUGUGGCACAAGAUGACAAAGUAGAGGUUGUCAGUCAACAGCAGGAUGAGGAGGAGGCUCCAGAGGAGCCCAACAGUUACCAGAAGGAUGUGACAUUUGAGCAGCCAAGAGAUUUGCUCUUAGAGCAGACAGAUUAUUUAACAGAGCCCCAGGCUUUGGGCUGCCAGCAAGCCCAGACCCCUGAGGCCCUCAAUGGAGGAAAUCAUCAAGGUGAUCACAACCCAUCACAAAAAGCCCAACCAGAAGAGAGAGUGAGUAAGGCAUCAUGUGAGUCCGCUAUGAAAGAAGAUGAAACGUCGCUACAUGAGAAACAAAGAGCAGAAUCUGAAGGAGAAGAGCUUGCCUCGAAUGAACUUCCCCUUCCUUCUGAGAAAGACAAAGCUCUCACCUGCUCUUCCUCGACAGAGCAGCCUAUUCAAGACAAAGAGGGUAGAAAGGAAGAGGCCACUGAAGGCAAAAUACUUUUGGAGUCUAAAGAAAAAGAAACAAAAGAAUCUAUGCCAACAGAGGCCUCAUCAAAACUUAUGGCAGAAGAAAAAGCAGGAAUGAUCUUACCAAGUGAAUCAAGAUCAAACAUGAAGGAAAUCAAGGAAAAACCAGGUGCAACUGAGGCAAUCAAUAAAGAGGGCCAACAUGGUGUGGGUGAUUGUAGAUUGCAUCAGACACCACCAGCCGCUGAUGUUCAGAAAGCUGAUGUGAGGCAAGAAACGAUGAAGUCAAGUCCAAAACUUAGCAAAGAAUUGAAAGCCGCAUCAGAUGUUUCUGUAGAACAAGCAUCAGGAUCAAGAACCUACUUUGACACAUCCUCAGGAGGCCAAGAAGAAGAGUCACCACAAACCCAAAGCUAUUAUGAGCUCAGCACAGCAGUGGAGACAAAAUUAAGUGGAGAUAAUGAAAGCGUUGUGCAAAAGAUUGAGAAACAACAGGAGCAAAAGGUCAAGACAUCUGCUGGUAAAAUGCCGUUAGAACAAAGAAGUCUUUCCUUGAACAUUAUUGUGUCUUCGGCCGGACAGACCGUGAAGGAGGAGAAAUCAAAGACCACCUCAGAAAACUUGUGUCCAAUCAGUGAAGGUUUUGAAGAAUCAGAGGUUUAUCCUUCAACUCCAUCUGUGGAGAACUAUCCACAUACAUUUCCUCCAGCUGUCUCCAUUACCCCGACUAACAUUGACUCACCUGAAGAUAUCCCCACUGUGACUGAAGAGCCUUUACCUUCUGAUAAGCACACAACUAGUUUUAAACAACCAGGAAGCCUCUCUGAGAUGUUGGACCUGGCUGGCACCCUGCCUAGUCCAUCCCUAGAGAGGAUGGAGGUUGACUACAUGAGACGAAAGUCAGUGCCUGCCAAUGUAUCAGCUCUUGUGGGAAGUUCUUUAGCCAAGCUUGCCUUGACAGACCAAGCCCCAAGAGCGGUAUUGCAAGAAAGCCAGCUGGAGGAGGUGGGCUACUGUGUCUUCAGUGAGUAUUCAGGGCCCAUGCCUUCUCCUGCUGAUGUACCCAGUCCCGGGGACUCUCCACACCAGCAUUUCCCUUCUGUAGAGGGUGAACUAGAGGAGGAUCUAGGGGCUUUGGAAGCAGAGGGUGUUCAAAAAGAAAUACAACAAGAUCGUAAAGAAAUCAUCCCUGUGAGCUCUCAAAAACCAGUGAUAGAAAAGAAAGACUCACCAAUAAAGUCUAACCUGAUUCUUGAAAAAGCUGUAACCAGUGGAAUAAAACCAGAUCGACUAAGAAUCCCAAUGACCACCUCGAAGGACAGACUUAGUGAAUUUCGUUUGGAGACUGGACUGCCUGGGGACAUAAAGAUCCAAGCUAUCCCUGAGGUAGAUGUUGAAAAAGACCCCUCAAGAGAGGCUUCACCUAUCCCACCAGACAGUUCAUUCACUUUCACUCCUACAGAAACUGGAAGCAAGGUUCCUCCAACUCCUACCACCCCCAAGUCCCCAGAUGAUACACCAUCAGAAACCCAAAUUGUAGGAGAGGAAGCCCAGAAAGAUAUCUUAUCAGAGGUAAAAGCAGAGAAUGAUUCAGAAUCUGAAAAGGUUGAUAAUAACGAGUCAGAGUUAGACAAAGAAAAUUUGAAACCUGAGCAGAAAGGAUCUGAAGAAAGAAGUGCUGAACCAGAAAUGCCAAACAAAGACAUGCCUUCAGGACUAUCUCAGUCUUUAGAAGAGAGCACAGACAAAGAUAAGACAAUCCAAAGUGAGCAUGAGACAACUACAAGAUCAGAAGAGACAGACAAGCAAGAGACCUUAAACACUCCUCAGGAUUUAAGCACUAAAAAGCACACAGAUGAGAAAGGUGACCAAAACCAGCUACAACAAAGGAGUCUGGAAAAAGAUUUACCAAAGCCACAAAUAUCUUCUCCAAUCAUCAUUAUCCCUCAAGCACAAGUAGACGAAGAAGCAGAGGAAGAUGAUGAUAUCGAGAUUGCUGAAGAGCCUCAAGAGAUAAUGGAAGAAACUGAAGAGCCAGAUCAAAGAGAGAAGAAUCGAACUGGAGAACCUGGGAGGGAAGAGCAAAAGACAGAGCAAGUGAGAUUGAUGGUAGAUGACCAGAUGUUGGAAGAAGAUCCCAAGUCUGGAGCAGAAGAAUGGAGUCACAGUGCUCAAAACAGCGAUGAACCUGCAACAGACAGUUCACACUUGUCUCCAUGCUCUGACCAUGAGCUCCCACAGCAAAAGGAGGAAGGAGGCAGAGAACAAGACAUGGUAGCAGAUAAAAUAGCAGAGAACUUACUGAUAGAUAAGGUGGAAGGGAAGACAGAAGAGAACGAAGUGAAAAAGAAAGAAAAAACAAGGGCGGAGGAGGAAGGGGAGGAAGUUGAUUUGGACCAUGAAAUGAUAGAAGAAGGUGAUGGGAAGAAGGGGAAGAGGGAGGAGGAGGAGAAGGAGAAAGACAAUGAGGUUGGUCAGGAGGUGGAAGAGACCUCAGAUGUUCUAAGCCAGACCAAUCAAGCACCUAACGAUGAAACCACCAUGGACGUGUCCAUCCUAGAUACAGACAGUGGCUGGAUGGAUUCACAAGAUGAUGACAAAAGUAUUAUGACUGAGCAAAUCGAAGCCCUUCCUCAGGCCCAGAGCUCGACCAGUAAGUCUGUGGCGGUGGACAGACCCGCUAAACGGGGCCCCGGCAGAUCAAGGGGCACCGCCGAGUGUAAAGUGUCCCGCAAAGUACUGAGCCACCAUCCACCAAGAGAGGAGAUAAAGAAGAAAAAAGUAGGCAUCAGGAGGGCUGACCAGAAUAAGGUGUCAGCCCUCCAAACUCGUUCUCCAUCUCGAAAGGGUGUAGCCAAAGUGGCGGCCAGACAUCCUAGGCCCGCUCUGCUUCACGGCUCUGCUAGACGCAAGGUCACAGGUGUGGAGCACCAUCAGCCCCUCAGUGUGGCCCACCAGUCCAGGGAGAGGACCACUGAGAGAGCAUACCGGAGCCCUGAGAAGAAGUCAUCCCUCCCCCGGCCGGCCAAGUCUCUGACACGCCACAUCCCUGCUGCUGAACAAGAAGACAGCAGCACCCCCUCCAGGCCAACCUCGAUCCGAACAGCGGACAGCAGGUCUGGAAGAGCCCCUAGUAUGGCAGGUACAGACUCGGCACGUUCCCGAUCAGUCCAUAGCGGGGCCUCCACCCCGGGCUCCUCUGCCGUCACACCUGGCACGCCCCCGAGCUACUCCUGCCGCACACCCGGCUCACGCACCCCGGGCAGCCACACGCCCAAGUCCUUCAGCGUCCUCCAGGAGAAGAAGGUGGCGGUGAUCCGAACCCCACCCAAAUCGCCAUCCUCUAUCCAGCGGCAGCUGAAGGUUGUCAGUCAGCCCCUGCCUGACCUGAAGAAUGUAAAGUCCAAGAUCGGCUCCACCUCCAACAUUAAACAUCAGCCAAAGGGCGGACAGGUCAUGAUUCCAAGCGUUAAGCUGGACUUUAGCCACGUUAAGUCUAAAUGUGGCUCCCUGGACAAAAUCCAGCACUCAGCAGGUGGAGGAAACGUCCAAAUCCAGACCAAGAAGAUCGACUUGAGCCAUGUCACCGCCAAAUGUGGCUCCAUGUCCAACAUCCACCACAGACCAGGGGGAGGUAAUGUCCGUAUCGAGAAUGUGAAGCUGGACUUCAAAGAGAAGGCCUUCGCCAAGGUCGGCUCCCUGGAGAACACCAGCCACACUCCCGGAGGCGGGAAUGUCAUGAUCGAGAGCCACAAGCUGAAUUUCCGGGAAACGGCCAAAGCUCGGGUGGAUCACGGCGCGGAAAUCAUCGUCACCCACUCCCCCGGCAUCGAGACGGGAGGCACCUCCCCUCGCCUGUCCUCCGGCGGCAGCAUCAACCUCCUGGAGUCGCCCCAGCUUUCCACGCUGGCCCAGGAUGUCACCGCUGCCCUGGCCAAGCAGGGCUUAUGAGCCAGCUGCCUCUGCUUAGGAAAACAAAAAAAAUCCACACCAUCACUACUCCUCCUUUUCCCAUCAUUCCCAUCAUUGGCAUCGGGUGUUUUCCUUUUACUGCAACAUAACCCCCACACACACUUGACCCCCACAGUUGUAGCUGAUUGAUUGUCUCGUUCGUCAACAAUCCCUCCGGCCGUUCCAGCGGGAUUUUAAAAACUGAAUUCUUGAAAAAUCUUCAUGCGCCCCUGUCAGCCUGCUUUUUCAUCCUUCCAUUCACUGAAAUCUGGACUUUUCUGUUCUGUUUAAGAUAAGCUGAAUGCUAAGGUUCAAGUAUCUACGAAGGCAGUUUUAUGAUUGUACAGUAUUUUGUUUUUGUUUUUCUUUUUUUUGAGGGGAGGGACUGCGUUGAAAAGCACCGCCACAUUCCACUCACAUGGGGCUGAAACUUUAAGGUGGACCCACGCAUAACGUCCAUUCAGAAUUUAUAUGGUACUGAAUGCAAGAUAUAGCUACUAGAUAGUAGGCGCUAGUCUUAAAGCUAAGCGAGAGACUUCACUUACAGUGUAACUGAGCUGCAGAAGAAUGGCUGAUGAGCAUGUCUGCAAAAAUAUGACAUGAACUUUGCUUUGUUUGUUUGUUGGAUUUCAUGAUUUCCUGAAUUGUGCUGAAUUGUGUUCUCUUGUUU
Archocentrus centrarchus (flier cichlid) is the source of this 5500-nucleotide messenger RNA. Its product is annotated as microtubule-associated protein tau. Gene Ontology annotation, biological process: neuron projection development; microtubule cytoskeleton organization. Gene Ontology annotation, cellular component: neuron projection. The transcript has 17 exons. Lineage: Eukaryota; Metazoa; Chordata; Actinopteri; Cichliformes; Cichlidae. Gene Ontology annotation, molecular function: microtubule binding. The record is from RefSeq and is a predicted model, not a curated record. Bases 247 to 4830 code for a protein of 1527 amino acids.